This is a messenger RNA of Brassica napus (rape), 1260 nucleotides long. RefSeq lists its product as uncharacterized. Lineage: Eukaryota; Viridiplantae; Streptophyta; Magnoliopsida; Brassicales; Brassicaceae. The record is from RefSeq and is a predicted model, not a curated record. Bases 1 to 1260 code for a protein of 419 amino acids. The transcript has 2 exons. Gene Ontology annotation, molecular function: zinc ion binding.
AUGUUGAAGCUAGCAAAUCCCGGCACUAUUGCUGAUUUGGAAACUGAUGUGGAUGAUGACGGGGACGAACGUUUUAUGUACUUGUUUCUAGCAUUUGGUGCGUCAAUUAGUGGGUUUAGGAAGCUGAGGCAUGUUUUGGUUAUUGACGGUACACAUCUCAGUGGCAAGUACAAAGGAGUGCUGUUAACCGCAAGUGGGCAGGAUGUAAAUUUUCAAAUAUUCCCACUUGCAUUUGCAGUUGUGGACAGUGAGGAUGAGGAUGCUUGGACAUGGUUUCUUCAGAAAGUAGAGAGGAUUCUAUGUGAUUCACCAUCUCUUGCGAUUAUUUCAGACAGGGCUGUGAGCAUAUCUAAUGCAGUGAGUAAGAUUUACCCUCAGGCGAAGCAUGGGGCUUGCAUUGUUCAUCUUGCUAGGAAUGUGAAUUCAAGAUUCUCUAGUAAGAACCUUGCAAAGAUGGUUACUGCCGCUGCGAUGGCACAUAGUGUGGGGGAGUUCAGAGAUUAUUACGGGAAGAUUAGGGCGGCUAACAGCGAGUGUGGCAUUUAUCUGGGACAAAUUGGUGUUGCUCGUUGGUCAAGAGCCAAUUUCCCUGGUGAUAGAUAUAACAUUAUGACGAGCAAUAUUGCUGAACAACUGAACAAGGCUUUGUUGGAAGGAAGGGGAGCUGCUAUAGUAGAGUUGCUGACUUUUAUUCAGAGGAUGAUGACCCGAUGGUUUUGUGCGAGAAGGAAAAAGGCUGAGAAACACAGGGGAUUGGUAAGCGUUGAAGUGGACAAACAGAUGACUAAGAACAUGGCAACUAUGAAGGGGAGCAAGAUAAAUGCCGUGAAUAGCUGGAGCAGCCAAAUAUUGGGGAAGUUUGGAAGAUCAGACAAAGUGAUGCUAGCAGAGAGGAAAUGUAGUUGUAAGUAUUUUGAUAAUAUCAAAAUCCCGUGUGGCCAUGCUAUGCUUGCAGCUGACGGGGUAGGUGUGCCUUACGACACAUUGUGUGGGCAUUGGUACAAAACGAAUGUGUGGAGGGAGACGUACGCAGGCGUUAUCAACCCCCACGGUGCUGCUAAAGAUGUUGAUAUACCUGAAGAAGUCAGCAGUCAGGUUGUUUACCCUCCUAAUACGAAGAGACAACCUGGUAGACGUCGCAAGAUACGCAUACCAUCAACCGGAGAGAUAAGGGCGCCUAAGAAGAAAGUUACAAAGAACAAAUAUGGUAGGUGCAGGGAGGAAGGACACAACAUGACUAACUGCUGUGUGCCUAUCUAA